Drepanopeziza brunnea f. sp. 'multigermtubi' MB_m1 is the source of this 726-nucleotide messenger RNA. The record is from RefSeq and is a predicted model, not a curated record. NCBI's taxonomy places the organism in Eukaryota, Fungi, Ascomycota, Leotiomycetes, Helotiales, Drepanopezizaceae.
AUGGCUUCCACGUCCGCUCCGAAAGUCAUCCUCUACACCAACCACCGCUGUCCCUGGGCUCACCGCGCCCACAUCGCCCUUGCCGAGCUGGGUCUCGAGUACACCGAAGAAAUCAUCGACCUCAGCACCCCGCGCACUGCCGAAUACCUCAAGAUCAACCCCCGCGGGCUGGUGCCCUCCAUUAGCUACAACGGCGAAAUCAUCACCGAAUCAGCCAUCGUCUCGAAGUUCCUCGCCGACGCUCACCCGUCCCAUUUGGUCAAGACCAGCAGCGAGCCAGGCGGCGCCCUUCAACGAGCGAGGAUUGAUUUCUUCGUGGACGCCUUCUUUAGCAAGGUCAAUGGAGCUUUCUACGCGCUCUUGAAGGCGGAGGGCGCGGAGAAGGAGAAGUUGGGAGAUGCGUAUGUGCAGAAUGUUGUUAAGGAGCUAGAGCCGUAUCUGCAGGAUGCGGCGCCAUUCUUUGGAGGCUCGAAGCAGUUGACCUUGGUUGAGGUCCUUACCGGCUCGUUCCUCCUCCGAAUCCUCGGCCUGGCUAAGCCUGAGUACAAAGAGCUCAAUCUGUUACCAAGCAGCAUGUUGGAUGGUCUCGAGGCAAAGGCACCGGCGUUCUGGAAAUGGGCUAAUGCUACUGUGGCUGAGAAGAGCGUCAACUUCAUCUGGGAUGAGAAGUUGGUCGCUGAAGGAACCGCGGGGAUGGUUGCGAAGAUGAAGGCUGCUGCAAAGUGA